Messenger RNA from Trichoderma asperellum CBS 433.97, 1814 nucleotides. NCBI's taxonomy places the organism in Eukaryota, Fungi, Ascomycota, Sordariomycetes, Hypocreales, Hypocreaceae. The record is from RefSeq and is a predicted model, not a curated record.
CCAUAUAAAUGCAUCGAGCUAUGUGAUCUUUGACUCGUCAACUGCCAGCCAGCAUUAUCAGAGCAAAUAAUAAGGCGAAGCAAGAAGAAGCAAGAAAGUGAUGUGAAUGAUCUUGCUCCAAGAUGGCCAUUGACGGAGAGUCGAAAGUCGAUACUUCUCGACCACCCGAGCAGUCAGCUCCAAGCUCGGAUGAAAGCACAACCACGAUCGAUGCCGAACCAGCAAUUCCGACAAAAGUGGAAGGGGAUUUGUCCAAAGAGCAACAAGGGAUACGCAAGCACUUGAUCGCGCUGAGCAUUGUGCUUUGUCAACUUGUUGUGGCUCUUCCUUUCGGUUCCGGCCUUUUGAUCUCAUAUACGAUUCCCCAAGAGCUAGGAUCUGAUCCAAGUCUGGGCAUAUGGAUUGCUGCUUCAUACCCGCUGACAGAGGCGACUUUUGUCCUCAUGGGUGGCCGCAUUGGAGCUGUCCGCGGCCAUAAGAAAGUUUUAGUCAUCGGCGGUGCCAUAUACGUUCUGUUCAACCUCAUCUCAGGGUUUAUGCGAACCGUCCCGACUAUAAUCGUCAUGCGAGCUCUUAGUGGCGUGGGAGCUGGUAUCAUCGUCCCGAAUGCUAUUGCUCUGCUUACGACAUCGUUCCCACCGGGCAUUGGUCGCCUAAUUUGGGUCGGGUUGUUUGGAGCCAUGGCUCCUGUCGGUGCUGGUGGUGGCUCCAUAUUUCCUGGCUUCUUUGGCCAGCUGCUGCCUUGGUGGUGGCUAUUCUUCUUUUUUGCAAUUGCUGGAGCGGUUGUUUUCAUGACUGCUGCGAUCCUUGUCCCCUCCGAAGAAGUUACAAUGGAUCCGAAUGGAAAGGUUGACUAUAUUGGGUCGUAUUUUGGCGUUGGCGGCCUCAUUCUGUUCAACUGUGCCUGGACAGAGGCCGCCAUCAAGGGGUGGAAGGUCGAUUAUGUAUACAUAAUCCUCAUUCUGUCUGUGCUUCACAUAUGCCUCUUCCUACUAUGGGAAGCAAAGUUUGCAAAGGAGCCUAUUUUGCCUCUUUCAGUUUGGUCUGCGCCAUCCUUCAAGCCCAUGCUGCUCUCCGCCUUCUUCACCUUUAUGAGCACGGGUAUCCUCUUCUACUACGUAACACGAUGGCACGUUGAUAUCCGCCACUUUUCCAAUCUUCUCAACGCUGCAGCAUUUGCGACUUUUACCGUCAUGGCAACGCUCGCCUGUGGAGUAAGCGCCCUUUGCGUGCGAUAUAUGCCUGCGCAGCUUGUGAUGGCGAUAGGGACGGUAUCGGCCCUUGUUGCGGGUAUUCUGCUGGCGACGAUGCCCGUGCAUCAGAAUUACUGGCCACAGGAAUUUCCAGCGCUGUUCAUCUUGGGGUUCAGCCCCGAUUUCAUCUUUACGACCGCACAGAUAAUCACCAGCAACAGCGUCAAACGGAAUCUUCAGGGUGUGGCUGGAUCGUUGGUUGGUACGAUUCAGCUCUACGGCUUGGGCACGGGCCUGGGAUUUGCUGGCACUAUUGAGAUUUAUACCAAUAAGCACGGCGCCGAUCCAAUCGGCGGUAUCAGACACGCUCUGUGGUUCUCAGUUGCUCUGGUCGGCGCAGCGACGCUGAUGUGUGUCUUGAUUCGGAUUCCCAAGGACCAGCGCGAGGGCUGGGACGAAGAUGAGGCGGGAGGCCAUGCCUAAUCUACUUCGAAGCAGGUUCAUUGCCCAUUUAUACCGGGGAGGCAAACGUUAUAUGGUUAUGAUUAAUUUCUUUUAACAGCAUGAGCGAGAUUUUCGCGUACUUUUGAUCCAUUUCGCUGCUUCUUGAACACUCUGGAG